GCAGAAGGUGACUUUUCACCUCGUCAAAGUGUUCCUAACACAAGUAAUGCUACUGAUGUUGAUGUGUUGGUUGAAACAGACUCAGAAGCUGAAUCAAAUUUGUCCUCAGCAGAUCUUGUAAAUAGUUGUGCAGCUGUGAUCUCUGAUAUAAAGGCAGCAGGUCUUGGCCAAAGUCUUGUAAAUUCUGUUGUGAAUUCCAUGGAAGAGAUUGUUCAGGAUAUACAGCAGCAUGCUAAAGAAACUGUCAUAAAGAAUGUAUUUAAUGAUGAACGAGAAAAUGAAACAUGCAAGAAAGUUGAAGCAUGUUUCCAGGAUUUAGAGAAUCCUUUCACAGUUCUUAAUUCAGCAUACAAGCAAUCAAAGUUUUUCUCUGACAAGUGGAAAGUUGUAGAGCCAGUUGAAUGUGUAAUUGGCUCAAGAUUUGAUAUGAGGAAAAAUAAAAAAACAGGAACAUAUGCUCAGACAGUUGUUCAAGAUAAGUUCAUGUAUGUUCCAAUUUUAUCUACACUGGAGUCAAUAUUUAAAAGUCAGCAUAUUGCAGACAUGUUGAAACCCUCAGAAACGAGCGAUUCAAGACUCAGAGAUAUUUGUGAUGGAUCUUUGUUGAAGACUCACCCUUUAUUUUCAGUUGAGAAGCACACAGUGCAAAUCCAACUGUUCUUUGAUGAGUUCGAGGUUGCAAAUCCUCUCGGUUCAAAGAGAGGUAUUCAUAAAUUGGGUGCAAUAUAUUUUACGUUAAGAAACUUUUCUCCAAAAUGGAAUUCUUUGUUGGCCAACAUCCACCUUUGUGCCUUAUUUCAUGCACAAGAUAUUAAACGUUACAGUUUUAGUACAAUUCUUGCUCCUAUUGUUCGAGACAUUGAAGUGUUAGAGAGGUAUGGCAUUGAUAUUCCACUAUAUGGUGGUCCUGUUCGUGGCAGUGUGGUACAGGUUACUGGUGAUAAUUUAGGUUUACAUAGCAUGUUUGGUCUGGUGGAGUCUUUCAGUGCGAGGUACUGUUGCAGGUUUUGUUUAGCUGAAAAAGACGACUUUCAAACUGAAUUCUCUGAAGAUUCUCCCAAGAUAGUGUUGCGUACCAAACACAGCCACACUGCUCACUGUCAAGAAAUGGCACUUAAUUCUUCUCUUCCUUACGUUUUUGGUGUGAAGAGUUCAUGCUUACUGAAUUCACUGAAAUAUUUUCACACAGCUGAGAACUUCUCAGUUGAUGUGAUGCAUGAUGUUUUAGAAGGGGUGGCCCAAUACGAAAUGAAGUUAUUGUUUGUGUAUUUCAAAGAACAUUUUGUUACACUGGAGGAGUUGAAUUUGAGAAUACAAAGUUUUGAUUAUGGAUUCAUGGAGAGAAACAAUAGGCCUGUGGCUGUGAAUUUAGGUGGAGAGUCUAAUGAUCUGGGACUUAAUGCAAUUCAGUCAUGGUGCUUAUUAAGGAAUGUCCCCCUCAUGUUUGGAGAUUUGGUAUCUUCUACUGAUCUACACUGGAAUUUACUACUUUUAUUACUACAGAUAGUAAACAUUGUGUUUUCUCCCAUGUUUUCUCAAGGUCUUUGUGUAUAUUUGAAACAUCUGAUUGUGGACCACCAUAAACUGUUCAAGGUAGUGUAUGCCCAGAAAAAACUUUUACCAAAACACCAUUUUCUUGUUCAUUAUCCUCGCUGCAUCCAGAAAAUAGGACCUGUACUUCAUAGUUGGUGCAUGCGCUAUGAAGGUAAGCACAAUUUUUUCAAGAAACAGCUAAAGUCUUUUAAAAACAUCACCAAAACCCUUGUUAAAAAACACCAGAAUUACAUGGCAUACAUUUGGCAAUCUUCAACAAUCUUUAGUCGGUUAGAUAUUGGUCCAGAGAAAAUGGUGUCUUUAGCGAUGGUAAAAGGAGGUUCUGCAAUUGCCAUUGCAAUGCAAGUACCUAUUAGUGUUCAAGUUAUGAAAGUUAACUGGGCAAAACAAAAUGGCUUUCUCUAUCGGCCACAUUUGGUUAUAUGUGGGAAAGUGCAGUGUGAAAUGCCGCUCUUCUACUUGAUUGAUUCUGUUCUGAUCGUACAUGAGAAAUUGUUGCUGCUCACUUUGCCUUUAUUUACAGUAUGUUUUCAAGAACAUUUCCAUGCCUAUGAAGUGACCAGAACAAAGCAAGAUUUUGUUGUCUUUCAUGUUGAUAGCCUGCAUUAUCCUAGGCCUUUCGACAUACAAAUGUCAUAUAUUGUGAACGACACAGGUCUGUUUGUGGUCCCAUAUUGCUUUCUCUGAAAGGUCUUCGGUGGCAAGGCCCUGGGGGUCGAUGAGAUCCGCCCGUUCCUAAAGGCUCUGAAUGUCGUGGGGCUGUCAUGGCUGACACACCUCUACAACAUCGCGUGGACAUUGGGGACAGUACCUCUGGAUUGGCAGACCGGGGUGGUGUUCCAAUUAUAGAGGGAUCACACUCCUCAACCUCCCCGAGUCUACGUUGCUCCCCUGCCUUGACAACUUACCUGGUCACUCAACAGCUGGCACCUGACUUUUUGGACACAGAC
Corythoichthys intestinalis (scribbled pipefish) is the source of this 2504-nucleotide messenger RNA. RefSeq lists its product as uncharacterized. Lineage: Eukaryota; Metazoa; Chordata; Actinopteri; Syngnathiformes; Syngnathidae. The transcript is spliced from 3 exons. Bases 199 to 2241 code for a protein of 680 amino acids. The record is from RefSeq and is a predicted model, not a curated record.